This is a messenger RNA of Drosophila ficusphila, 2386 nucleotides long. It is a transcript of the gene bor, whose product is annotated as ATPase family AAA domain-containing protein 3A homolog. Gene Ontology annotation, biological process: mitochondrion organization. Gene Ontology annotation, cellular component: mitochondrion. Bases 141 to 1955 code for a protein of 604 amino acids. The transcript has 6 exons. The record is from RefSeq and is a predicted model, not a curated record. Lineage: Eukaryota; Metazoa; Arthropoda; Insecta; Diptera; Drosophilidae. Gene Ontology annotation, molecular function: ATP hydrolysis activity; zinc ion binding; ATP binding.
CUGGCCACACUCUUUAAGAAUCACGUUGUUGGAUUGUUAAGCAAAAGCCCUCAAAAUUUCGUAAUAUUUUCUAGAUUAUUUUUUUGCCUACUAAACUCUGAGUUAAAAUCGCGUGCAGCGCACCUUAAACUAGCAGCACAAUGUCGUGGCUUUUGGGCAGAAACCGUCAGCAGCCCCAGCCGGAUCCGUCGGCUAGUUAUCCGGACGGAGGUGGUGGCGCCGAUCCGGAGGGCAGAACGGCGGGCGAGAAGUCCGGGGAUGCGCAAUUGAGCCGGGCGGAACGCAAGGCGAUGGAGGCGUACCGCUUCGACUCGUCAGCACUGGAACGGGCUGCGGAUGCGGCUAAAACUCUGGAGCGUUCAAAACACGCUCGGGAAGCCCUGGAGCUGUCCAAGAUGCAGGAGGCCACCCGGCAGACGGAGUACAACACCAAGGUCAAGGAGUACGAGGCGCACAUUGAGCAGGCCAAGGUCGAACAGAAGCGAAUCGAUCACGAGGAGCGCCGGAAGACGCUCAUUGAGGAGACCAAGCAGCAGCAGCAGCGUGCUCAGUACCAGGAUCAAUUGUCCCGCAAGCGGUAUGAAGAUCAACUGGUGCAGCAGCAGCGCGUCCAGGAGGAAAACCUGCGCAAGCAGGAGGAGAGUGUCCAGCGUCAGGAGGCCAUGCGCCGCCAGACCAUUGAGCAUGAGAUCGAGAUGAAGGAGAAGAACCGGCUAAAGCUCCUGGAGCACGAGCUGCGGGCAAAGGCUCGCGUGGAUCGUGAGAACAGGGACAUCAACCUAGAGAAGAUCCGUCUCAAGGCCCAGGAGCACCGAACAACUGUUUUGGAAGGCAUAAAAACCGCGGGCACGGUUAUUGGCGCCGGUGCUGAGGCCAUGCUCACCGAUUGGGACAAGGUGCUGACUGCUGCCGGAGGACUUUCUCUGCUGGCUCUGGGUGUGUACACGGCGAAAGGCGCUACUGGUGUGGUUUCCCGAUACGUGGAGGCGCGUAUUGGCAAGCCAACGCUGGUGGGCGAAACAUCGCGCUUCGCUUUUCUGGAUGCCCUGAAGAAUCCGCUAAAUUACCUGAAGAGACUGCGUGCCAAGCCCACCGAUGCUCUGCAGGGCGUUGUGCUGAAUCCGAAGUUGGAGGAGCGACUGCGCGACAUCGCCAUCGCAACGAAGAACACGCGUAUCAAUCGGGGUAUGUACAGGAACGUUCUGAUGCACGGCCCACCCGGAACGGGCAAGACCAUGUUCGCCAAGAAGCUAGCAGAGCAUUCGGGCAUGGACUUUGCCAUCAUGACCGGUGGCGAUGUGGCGCCAAUGGGCAAGGAGGGCGUGACGGCCAUCCACAAGGUGUUCGACUGGUCGCAUACCUCGCGUCGCGGUCUGCUGCUGUUUGUGGACGAAGCUGACGCCUUCUUGCGCAAGCGAUCCUCGGAAAAGAUCUCGGAGGAUCUGCGUGCCGCCCUGAACGCCUUUUUGUACCGCACCUCCGAGCAGAACCCCAAGUUCAUGCUUGUCCUGGCGUCCAACACCCCCGAGCAGUUCGAUUACGCCAUUAACGAUCGUCUGGACGAAAUGGUGGAGUUCACGCUGCCUGGACUAGAGGAACGCGAGCGCCUCUUGCGCCUGUACUUCGAUAAAUAUGUGUUGCAGCCAGCUGCUGCUGGUGCAAAGCGUUUCAAGUUGGACACCUUUGACUACGGACAGACGUGUUCGAAGAUGGCCGCUCUGUGCGAGGGCAUGUCGGGCCGAGAAAUCUCCAAGCUGGGCGUGUCCUGGCAGGCGGCAGUGUAUGCUUCCGAGGAUGGUCUGCUCACUGAGAAGAUGGUGCUGGACAGGUGCUACUCGGCUGCUCAGCAACACAAACAGAAGAUGGCCUGGCUUUCGGAUCACGAGCGUGCUGACCACAAAUCCAUUUCGGGCUCUGCAUUACCGCCCCUUAACCUUACUGCCAACAAACUGUGAGGAUCGUAAUAGGACUUGAUUUCGAAUUGGUAACGCACAGGGCUUUAUCUUACUACCGGAUACCAAACAGCAGCCGAGACACCAAAAAUAAGUGCAUAUCCGUUACGUGUAUGCAUUUAAAAGCCUGUACAAAAUCGCUGGCGGAAGCACGUGUUUGUCUAUAGAUGCAAUUGAGUUUUACCCACUGAUAAUUGUAUUAUAAGCUUACAUUAACUGUCUCACUAGUGUAUACAAUAAGAGGUAUAUAUUUUAACUGCUGUUGUUGCAUUUCGUAUGUUAAAGCUUUGGACGUAGACUGUAAAUUGGAACCGGUAGCGCCAGCACUGUGAGAGAUUUAUAUUAAACUUCUCGCUGGCGCGGCCAGCAAUUUGACUAGUCCGCAGUGUUUUCCUAUAAAUGAAUAUGAAAAAAUAUAUAUAAUUUACUUGUUA